AGUCUUCCUCCCCCUUUACAUACGACAAGCAAAAAGAAGAAGAAAAAAAGCGAAAGGACAAAUCCAUCUAGGUCUCGGCGGCGAAGGCAGUUUGAUCUCACUCAUCGCCGGCGAUCUGCCGAUCUCCUCCUUCCUUCAUCAUCCGCCCUCUCCCUAUCUCGCUGCAGUUACAGUACAGGAGCGGUCGACCCGUCGGUGGCCAUGUCGCCGAUAUAUGGAGAAUUUACCAUUAACGACUUUGCCGGACUGGAGACAUUGGAUGAUUCCUCUUCAAAGGAGUUUCAGGAGUUCCAGGAUUUCUGGCUUGCUUGCGCCAAGCGCCAGAUGAGCCUCAGGCCCGCGUCACCGUCCCAUGAGGAGCUGAUGAAGCGCAAACAAGAGCGUAAUCGCAAGAGUUUGGUUAUAGCGCUCAACACAUAUGCCAAGCGAAACAAUAUGCAGAUUACUGAUUUUGAGUUUGUGGAAGAGAAAGAAAGGAAUCUUGUUUCUGGAAUGCUUGGAGGAUAUGUGCAUUCCAACUUUGUGGUGAAAGGUGUAGAUGGCAGACCAACUUUGUUCUUUGCUGAGAUGGAGCAUGAUUGCUUCCAGGAAGAGCACUCUGUACUUUGCUAUCUUAUGAGCAGCGAUGACUCGGGUUGUUGUUUCGGGUGCAAUAAGCGAGCAAGGAAGCUCAUGCAUCCCACAUGUGGUGGCUACUUGGGUGGACUCGAGGAUGUGCCGUUUCCUUACGUGGAGGAGGAUAGUGAUGAUGAGUGCUUUCUUGAAUGA
Messenger RNA from Triticum aestivum (bread wheat), 768 nucleotides. RefSeq lists its product as uncharacterized. Bases 202 to 768 code for a protein of 188 amino acids. NCBI's taxonomy places the organism in Eukaryota, Viridiplantae, Streptophyta, Magnoliopsida, Poales, Poaceae. The transcript has 7 exons. The record is from RefSeq and is a predicted model, not a curated record.